AUGACAAAUUACAACUCCCCGCGUCCCAGAACCAUGAAGGGCGUCAUGUGGGAGGGAAAGCCGUACGAGAUGGCCGUCCACCACGACAUCCCCGUCCCGCGCAUCACGGAGCCGGAGGACGCCGUCAUCCGCAUCACGACCUCGGGCCUCUGCGGGACCGACUUGCACGCCUACCACGGCUUCUUCGCCAGCAGCGAGGUCCCCUCCGCAAUGGGCCACGAGGCCGUCGGUAUCGUCGAGGAGAUCGGCGACGCCGUCGACAGCUUCAAGGUGGGCGACCGCGUCGUCGUCGGAUUGCCCCGGGACGGCUACGUGGAUUCCCGGAAUCACUUGCAGCUUGAGCUCGUCUCCUUUGGUUUCGGUCCGGACUUUGGGAACCUGGGUGGUCUGCAGACCGAAUACGUUCGCGUCCCUCACGCGGACAGCUCCCUUUUCAAAAUCCCCAAGAAACUAGCAGACAAGGAAUGGCUCCCCAUCGGCGACAUCUUCCCCACCGGCUGGGAGGGCCUCACCUGGUCCGGCUUCCAGGCGGGCGACAUCGUGUGCGUCUUCGGCGCCGGCCCCGUCGGCCUCAUGGCGGCCUACUCCGCCAUCAUCCGCGGCGCGGCUCUCGUCUACGUCGUCGACCACGUUCCCCAGCGCCUGGCCAAAGCCGCCGGGAUCGGCGCGGUCCCCAUCAACUUCACGCGGGGCGGCACCGCGUCGGAGCAGAUCCUGGCCCUGCACCCGGGCGGCGUGAACCGUUGCGUCGACUGCUGCGGGCAGAUGGCGGCGGUCGACGCCGAGCUGAAGCCGCAGCAGGACUACGUCCUCCGCGAGGCCGUCAAGGUCACUUCCUUCGGAGGUGGCAUCGGGGUUCCGGGGCUGUACGGGGCGAUGGAGAGGAGUGAAGGGGCUCCCAAUGCGGAUCAGAUGAAGAAGGAGCUCAGCUUUCCUUUCGCUGAUGCGUGGUUCAAGUCUGUGACUAUCAAGUUCGGCAUUGUUGAGCUCCUGGAGACGGUGCCGGCGCUGGUGAGGCUCAUUGAGAGUGGAAGGGCCAGGCCCGGCUUUCUCGUGACGAGCGAAGUCGAUCUUGACGAGGCUCCCAAGGCUUACAAGCGGUUUGACAAGAAGCUUGAGACCAAGGUAUUGUUCCGUGGGCCUGGAAAGGAAGGCAGGGAGGACUUCGUGUGGGAAGCUGACCAGCACACCAACGGAGUCGCUGCGCCUGGAGUUGAUCAUAGGCUUGGUGGAAGGCCCAAGAGGGUCAGACUUCACUAA
Messenger RNA from Colletotrichum karsti, 1260 nucleotides. RefSeq lists its product as uncharacterized. The coding region runs from base 1 to 1260 and encodes 419 amino acids. Lineage: Eukaryota; Fungi; Ascomycota; Sordariomycetes; Glomerellales; Glomerellaceae. Gene Ontology annotation, molecular function: oxidoreductase activity; zinc ion binding. The transcript has 2 exons. The record is from RefSeq and is a predicted model, not a curated record.